CGAUGAUCUGAGACUCGCUCUGGCCUUUAAUUUUUUGACUCUUUUUGAUCUUGCUUUGUUCCGGAUAUCGAGGAUAUAGGGUGAAUAUAUUCCUCGAUAUUCCUCUAUAUAACUCGUUUCCUAGCGUGCUCGGUCUGUCUUUUGCCCAGCUUUGGUGCAUUUUCCGUCAUAAGUGGAAUUUGCCAGCAACGGCAGCAGCAGACCCAGCAUCGAUACCACUUCAAGUGUCGCAUACCCUCCUAUCCAAUACCCUCACCUUCCACGACUCCAGUCCUUCCGUUUCUCUCUUUCUACACCGACAUGGACGUCUAUACAACUUCUUUUACUUAUCCACGCCGGUCGCGACACAUUCAUUCUCCCUCUUCAUCACUCGACUACGCGUCGGGCCCAGAGCUCAGAGGUGCACCAACAGAGCCUUUUCCUACCCCACACCUUCUCCAGCAGCAUGUAAACACUUCUAGUAUUCCUUCAGAGGCCGACACCGAGGCCAUCGCCAAGCUCGCCAUGCUUGCCGGCACUUUGCAUGGUUGUCAUGUCUCUUAUUUCUUGACUGACCAAGGUCGUGGCUGGAAUUUUCACAUUACUGGCUCGUACCAGCAGGUCAUGAUUACUCGCGGUAUGAUAUUAAAAGAGUGUCCUGUCCAACACCGCGCCGCCAUCAAGGUUACACGCUCAGAGAUCCUCGAUUCUCCUUCCUCGAAGCCUGCGCUCAAGCCGGAGGUCAGACGUCGACUCGACGACAUCGCUUCCCAGACUCUCGCCCACAUAGCCGUCGUGAAUAGCCCUCUGUCGCUCUCAAGUCGCACGCCCCCAGAUGGGAUCAGCAGCAGCGCUGGUUGGUCAGGGCUUGAGACAGAACGUAUAUGCGAGCUUGUCGUGACAGGGCCUGGGGACUCUGUUGACUUGGCCAGAGUUCGAUUGCUGGUCAUGCUUGACGAACUGAGUGGUCUCAAAUCCGAAAUGUGCGAGAUUGACUACAAACUCGUCUCUAUCAUCGCUGGAAAGAAACGCGCUGUGCUCCAGUCUAUUCAGGAAGAGACCGCUACAAACAUUUAUCUGCCUUCCCCGUUGCAGGGUCUGGUGGGACCUGAUAUCUCCCUUUCUCCGGGCACGACGGGCAGCUCCCGUUCGAGUAGUGUGAUCUGGAUCACAGGCGAGUUUUUUGGGGUGCAACGCGCACGAGACAUGUUGUACCAAGUGUCAGCUACGAAGAGCAAGUCGGUCAUUUCGAGGGACACCGCUAUUUUACCACGCAAGUUGGACUGGAUGGUGACAGACCGACCUGACGACCUCGAGUCUAUCAUGAGCGACAAUGCCACAUUCAUACAGUUCCCCCCUCUAGGUAGCUCAACCAGCCUCAUCACUGUCUUUGGGGACAGCCGUGUCAACAUCCAACGCACGAUUCGGUCCAUCAUGCAACUCGCCUGCAACUAUUACGUUGGAUCUUUCUGGCUUUUACCUGUUCAAUUCAAUGCGCUCUUGCCACCCACGACCCUGGGCGCUAACCAAGUUUCCACACUCCUCAAACAAAUUUCGAUUACGACUGGUGCGGAGGUCGUCUUCAAGAGCAUGUGCUUUGAGAUGCACGGUCUAGAGCAUGAAGUGAGAGCCGCAGUCAGCAUGGUCAUGGAACUGGAUCUCAUCAAAACUUUCCAACACGAGAUACGUUUUCAAAUCGAACUAUCAAAUGAGCACCGCGAAUUCAUUAGCGGGAAGAAGAACGGCAAAAUAAAUAAGAUUAUGCAGACGACUAAUGUUAAAAUCAAGUUCGAGACGUUUAACGACCACAACUUCCUCAUCGACAUCUCUGGACCCGACAGUUCUGUUUUGCAGGGACUCUCUCUCCUCCAAGAGGAGCUUCCAGCGGAAAUAUCCUUCCAUGUCCCCGAGGCUUAUCACAAACGCAUCAUCGGUGUCGGUGGAAGGAGCAUUCAGCGUAUUAUGAAGAAGUAUGGUGUAUAUGUCAAGUUCUCCAACGCUGAAGAGUUUGCUGCUUUGGGGGGCUAUAACGACAACGACGAUAAUGUUGUGGCAAGGACUCCGGCCAAAAAUGCCAUUAAUCUGGAUAAUCUCAAGCAGUCGGUGAUGGAGUUGGUCAGCCCUAAGGACAAGGACUUCGUCAAUGAAACGGUCGCCAUACCUCGGAGGUAUCAUCGUACACUUCUAGGGGAGAAAAGCAUCUUCAUUCGCGACAUCGAAACGAAGACGAACUCUCACGUCCGAUUCCCGGACAAGGAGACGGCAUCAGACAUCGUGACGAUAUUCGGACCUGAAAGUCAAGUUCAAAUUGCCGCUGCUAUGCUUUUGGAACACGUUCCAUUCGAAGCAGAUAUGGCCGUACCCUCGAGCUCUGAAAUUCCACGAAUCUGCAACUCACCCGAAUUUCUCACGUUCGCCGAAGGUAUCAAGCGUGAUUUGCAGGUAUCCAUUGUACCUAACCUCAAAACUGUUACUGCGAAUGGAACCUCUGCCUCCGAUGCGUCUCCAGAGUACACGUUCAAGUUCCGUUGCCAGCGGAGUAACAGCGACUUCCUCAUCACUGCCCGCGAGAUGCUUGAGCAGUUUCUGGUUAAUCACAAUAUCCACGUCUACCCAUCACCGACAUCUCACACGCAUAAACGUGGUGAUUCGUUUGCGGAAGCCUUCCCACACUUCGAUAGCAAGGUUCUUUCAGCAGCAGCCAAGACUCGAGUGGAGUCAGUCGAUCUUGGACGUUCAGAUCCUGUCCUUGGAGAUCGGCGAUUACGGCUGGCUAAUUCAUCUCCCGAUGUGAAAGCUCUCUUCAACUCGCCGGCGUACAUCUACAAUUUUGAAGAGCAUGAAGAUACCCAAGGCGCAUAUGGCCCUGGUCCUACGCUUGAGUAUUGGUCACCGUUACCCCCCAUUGGAUCCGGCAUACCUUCUCGCACACGCCAUACCGAGGAUGCUUUGAAACGAGGCUCGGACUCGCUACUCGAAGCAAAACUGAAAGAACAGAUAUCUAAACCCCGCUCACUGACGAAUCGGGCUCAAUCCCUCGACUUGACUUAUUCCCUUUCUCGAAUCACGGAAUCGUCGUCCGGUCUUCCACCCGACUCGCCAACAACAUCAACGGGCGACAAUGGUGGAAACUCGAGUCCGACAUCAGCCACUGCGCCAUCCUUCCCCAGUGUAUAUGGUCCACCUAUGUCGUCACGCUCUGCCGUCAUCGGUGUACCACAGAUGUCGGGCGGAGCGUAUGAAGCUGACGAUGUGGAUGCUGAAGCUUCGCGGAUGAUGUCAAAUCUGGGUUUAUGAUGUUCUGUGAACCCUUCUUCCCAGAAGACGGAGUCUGCAUAAAAAGCCGAAGAUAUAUCGGACAAUAUGUUCCUCGAUUCUACUUUACUAUCCUACAUUUUUACCCUUCGUCUUCACCGAAUACCGUUCGGUUUGUAUUUAAGUACC
This is a messenger RNA of Desarmillaria tabescens, 3423 nucleotides long. RefSeq names its product cytoplasmic protein. Bases 301 to 3276 code for a protein of 991 amino acids. The transcript has 10 exons. Gene Ontology annotation, molecular function: RNA binding. Gene Ontology annotation, cellular component: cytoplasm. The record is from RefSeq and is a predicted model, not a curated record. NCBI's taxonomy places the organism in Eukaryota, Fungi, Basidiomycota, Agaricomycetes, Agaricales, Physalacriaceae.